AGGCUUUGCGGCUCAAGAGAGCGAUAGCACGAGAGCGGACGAGGUUUGUGUUUCCAACACUUGGCCAUGUCUCCUGGGCUUGGCCUCGAAGCGUUGGCCAAACCUCGGAAGCCGGAGGAUGUCUGGGAAAAAGAUGAUCCAACACCUCUGGACACGGAAGUGCUGCCUCCUGGAGCCAGUCUCCAAAGCCCAUUGAAGACAUCUCAUCCAGCUCUUCACCAAGAGACGGAGAAGCAAGAAGUUGCGCUGGAGGAACUCAAGACACCUCGAAGUUCAUUCUACACCUUCUUCUCAGAGCUACCACCGGGUGUUCCGAUCCCACCGAACUUUAGGACACAUUCGCGUUAUGUGCUGCGCUUCGGACAGGCCCUAGAACACUUGGACGAGCAGGAGGUUGAGAAGGUGGUUUUGCGGGCACGCGCUUGGUGGUAGAAUGAGUUUUACGAAGGCAAGGAUAAUAUUAAUAUGUUCAACCUCGAUUUGCCUACCAUUGGCGCAUGGAUGAGUCUUUUGGUCAUCUUUGUCCAAGCAGCCCGCGACUUUGCUGGGCCAAACAACGCUCAACCUCCCGAGGAGGUUCUGAGUAUGGCAGCCAUUGUUUCGACAAAGGCCGUGGUGCCGAUAGCUAUUCGCUAUCCUUGUGAAUUUCCACGUCAUGCCGCUGGAUCCCAGGGCACCCCGGAUCUG
Messenger RNA from Durusdinium trenchii, 687 nucleotides. NCBI's taxonomy places the organism in Eukaryota, Dinophyceae, Suessiales, Symbiodiniaceae. The record is from the annotation of a GenBank genome assembly.